ACUCCCCCCUCUGGCUCGCUGGAAGGGUUGUUAUGGCAACUGUACAGCAUGUGCCUUCAAAAACAAGAGCUUGACGUCCUUCGCCAGUUCUGUCGACACUCGACAUCUACGACACCAUCUAAUAAUUUUGGUAUUUGGUAUUCAUACAGCCGAAGAGAGUCAAAGAUGAGCGGAGCCAAAGCCCGCAGCGACGCGCCGGUUACUGAAAAUGUCUCCGGCAGCGGGCACAGCACUGCGGCUCCUCCGCGGGACCGCAAGCCCGUCGGAGGUGUUCUGAAGAGGCUCAAGUCCCGGAUGAGCCAGGUGGACAACAAGCCCGUCACGGAGGAAGACCUGCGGACACAGAAUGGACACAUCACCCCGGAGGAUGUGCUAGGACUGCGGGUGGCUACGCGAGGGUACCUCUGUAAACCUGAGGACAAUGUUUAUAACAUUGACUUUGUGCGCUUUAAGAUAAGAGACCUAGAGACUGGCACUGUCUUGUUUGAAAUUGCCAAACCACCACAUACAGAGGAUGAUGAGGAGACCCGAGAGGCAGAUGCCAGCGCGGGUCGAUUUGUACGCUACCAGUUCACACCAGCCUUCCUGCGACUGAGGACUGUGGGAGCCACGGUGGAAUUCACAGUUGGAAACAGGCCUCUAAACAAUUUCCGCAUGAUUGAGAGGCACUACUUCCGGGAUCACCUGCUCAAGAGCUUUGACUUCGACUUUGGCUUCUGUAUCCCAAACAGCCGUAACACCUGUGAGCACAUCUACGAGUUCCCCCAGCUGUCUGAGAGCCUGGUCUGUCAGAUGGUGGAGUGGCCUUACCAGACCCGAUCAGACAGCUUCUAUUUUGUGGAGAACAGACUGGUCAUGCACAACAAGGCAGACUACGCCUAUAAUGGAGGACAGUGAUAUCUGUCUGCUAGCGUGCAAACUAGGGGUGGAACGGUUCGCAAAAUUCAGGCUUCGGUUCAUAGCACGGUUUUGGGGUGACGAUUUUCGGUCUUCAGACACAGCUGUUUAAAUCGCUCAACAUUUUCCUGCCUACACCUCAACCUAUUUCAAAUGAACCGAACAACUGCCCUGAACCAUGACUGGUGAACCGAAUGGGUUGGAUUCUCAAACUGUUCCACCCCUACAGGAAACACACACACCUACACCCAAACAUGCAGGCACACACAAGCGCUCACAUUUAUAUUUAUCAGUCUCUGCACUGACAUACAAGCAGGAAGCUUCCAUUAGAAAGAAUUUCAAAAUCGGUUAGUUUAUCUGUUUUUAACUAUGAUACAGAUCAGAACCAAAAGAGGACUCAUCCCUUUAGUGGCCAUAUGUCUCAAACAGACCAAACGAUUAUUAGAUAGUUAGUCUCCUCUUAGCACUUUUAAAAGUGUCCUACUACCCAGCCAACACACAUACGCACACGCAAUCCCAAAACACAUAGUGUUUACAGAGUGUUUGUCAGAAGCAGCUGUUCUCAGAGCUUCCGCCUCCAUAAUCCACUCCAGACAAUAUUGGGGGCGAAAGAGGGGAACCAUCCACAAAAACACUCCUGUCAAACACACUUGGUCACUCUUGUGGUUCCCCUUCUUGUCUCCCUUUCAUCUCUUGCUUUCACACACACAUAUACACAUCAAAAUAGCAGUUUUGAUGUGUAUAUGUGUUUGAAGAAAGAUCUCUGAGGUACUACCAUUUAUUUUUGUUCUGCAGUUUUCUCUGGUUGGUAGCAACAUGGAAAUAGGUCAGUAAACAGUUAACUACAGCUUCAUUUUAACCUUAGACUACAACAAAAUAAAUAUGAUGAACAACAGCAGAAAAGUAAAUGCAUGUGAUUAUACAAGCAAAAAGGGAAAGACUGGGCUUCCUUAAAGUCACAUCAAAUGUUUUCUUUCCCAUCUUAGUUUAAUUUAUUGUCAUUUUGAAUCAUUCCCUUAAUUCCACGCAUCUUAAAACAAAUUGGAUGAUGUAUGGAAAUUGACUCAUCUUUCUUCUAGCUAGAACCUCCUCUUUGUACUUUGCAAGUGUUCAGGGUUAAAAGCGGUGUUUGUAAAUACACACAUACAUAAAUAUAUAUAUAUGAAUAGUUUGUACA
Monopterus albus (swamp eel) is the source of this 2074-nucleotide messenger RNA. RefSeq names its product protein unc-119 homolog B-like. Bases 49 to 897 code for a protein of 282 amino acids. The record is from RefSeq and is a predicted model, not a curated record. NCBI's taxonomy places the organism in Eukaryota, Metazoa, Chordata, Actinopteri, Synbranchiformes, Synbranchidae. The transcript is spliced from 5 exons. Gene Ontology annotation, cellular component: cilium. Gene Ontology annotation, molecular function: lipid binding. Gene Ontology annotation, biological process: cilium assembly; lipoprotein transport; nervous system development.